Messenger RNA from Tribolium castaneum (red flour beetle), 994 nucleotides. RefSeq names its product Ski6 (gene Ski6). The coding region runs from base 144 to 899 and encodes 251 amino acids. Lineage: Eukaryota; Metazoa; Arthropoda; Insecta; Coleoptera; Tenebrionidae. Gene Ontology annotation, biological process: U4 snRNA 3'-end processing; poly(A)-dependent snoRNA 3'-end processing; nuclear mRNA surveillance. The transcript has 2 exons. The record is from RefSeq and is a predicted model, not a curated record. Gene Ontology annotation, cellular component: cytoplasmic exosome (RNase complex); nucleolus; nuclear exosome (RNase complex).
GAAAUUUAGUUAUCGGCAGGAGUUAUUCUUAAAAAAUUCUCGAAAGCCGACAUUCUCAACUGCCCAUAAUCUCGCCUUUUCCGAGGUCAGGAUCGCCAACGUUACAUUUAAAUAAUUUUUUAACCUCACUUUUAAACAUCAGAAUGAGCAAAAAUCGCGAAUUAUUAUCAAAAAUCGGCUUAAGACAGGACGGAAGACGCGCCGACGAGUUACGGAGGAUCCGCUGCAAGCUGGGCGUGUUCACUGAACCCGACGGUAGCGCCUAUUUGGAGCAGGGCUUGACUAAAGUUCUGGCGGCUGUGUAUGGGCCCCACCAGGUCCGCGGCAGUCGCAGCAAAGCGCAACAUGACUCGGCUGUGGUCAACUGCCAGUUUAGCAUGGCUGUGUUUUCAACAGGGGAGAGGAAGAAGCGGCCCCGGGGGGACCGCAAGUCGACUGAAAUCUCCAUUCACUUGAGGCAGGCUUUAACUGCGGCGAUCAAAGUCGAGUUGUAUCCCUGGACCCAGAUUGAUGUUUAUGUUGAGGUGCUGCAUGCAGAUGGGGGCAUUUAUCCGGCUUGUGUGAACGCCGCCACUUUGGCACUGAUUGAUGCGGGGAUUCCGUUAAAGGAAUAUGUCUGUGCGUGUACUGCAAGUUUGGCAAAUAAUGAUGUGCCGCUACUUGAUGUUUCGCACCAGGAAGAGAUAAUAGGGGGGCCCACGUUGACAGUGGCAGCGUUACCAAUGUCGGGGAAGAUUGUCUUGAUGGAAAUGUCACAGAGGUUUCAUGUGGACCACUUACAGAAGGUUUUAGACAAGGCUUUACAAGGGUGUAAAGACAUUAAAAGUAUUUUGGAUGAGGCAGUCAAGAGUCACAUUCAGGAUGUUGGUAGUUCGACAGGUUGGGCAAGCACAACGUGAGGAGAGCAUGUAUAGAAUAUAUUUCUGACAAUUAUUGAUUAUAUUACAUUAUAAAAGAACCUUUUUUAUUAAUUAAAUAAUGUAUAGAAAAGCUA